Molecule: messenger RNA, 1275 nt
Organism: Heterocephalus glaber (naked mole-rat)
Lineage: Eukaryota; Metazoa; Chordata; Mammalia; Rodentia; Bathyergidae
Gene: Nup37
Product: nucleoporin 37
Cellular component (GO): nuclear pore outer ring
Molecular function (GO): protein binding
Source: RefSeq, a predicted model, not a curated record
CGCGCCCUUCAACCCGGAAGCAGAGCCGGCGCGCGCCAGACAGCCCCGGGAGAGACCUCGCUGCGGUCGCCUUCUGGCCGUGCGCGUUUCUUGAAGUUGUACAGUGGAAGAGUUAUUCUUCGAACUGCUCAAGUUUGACAAACAAGAUGAAGCAAGAUGCCACAAGAAAUCCUGCCUACACUGUGGAUUGUGAAGAUUUCGUGCAUGUGGUAGAAUUUAAUCCCUUUGAGAGUGGGGAUUCAGGAAACCUCAUUGCGUAUGGCGGCAAUAAUUAUGUGGUGAUUGGCAUAUGUACAUUUCAGGAGGAAGAAGCAGACGUGGAAGGCAUUCAGUAUAAAACCCUGCGGACGCUGCACCACGGCGUGCGGGUUGACGGCAUAGCGUGGAGCCCAGAGACCAGACUUGACUCACUGCCGCCCGUCAUCAAAUUUUGUACAUCAGCUUCUGAUCUGAAAAUCAGGUUAUUUACUUCAGAUCUUCAGAAUAAAAAUGAAUAUAAGGUUUUGGAGGGCCACUCAGAUUUCAUUAAUAGCUUGGUGUUCGACCCCAAAGAAGGCCAGGAAAUUGCAAGUGUGAGUGAUGACCAUACCUGCAGGAUCUGGAACUUGGAAGGAAGGCAGACGGCUCACUUUGUUCUUCAUUCCCCGGGUAUGAGUGUGUGCUGGCAUCCUGAGGAGAAUUUUAAGCUGAUGGUUGCAGAGAAGAGUGGAACGAUCCGGUUUUAUGAUCUUGUGACCCAUCAGGCUAUUUUGUCUCUUGAAUCAGAACAGAUACCUUUAAUGUCAGCACACUGGUGCUUAAAAAACACCUUCAAAGUUGGAGCAGUUGCAGGAAAUGAUUGGUUGAUUUGGGAUAUCAGUCGGUCCAGUUACCCUCAAGAGACAAGACCCGUUCACAUGGACCGAGCCUGCCUCUUCAGGUGGUCCACAAUUAGUGAGAGCUUGUUCGCAACCACCGGUUACCCCGGCAAAAUCACCAGCCAGUUUCAGAUCCACCACCUCGGGCACCCUCAGCCCAUUCUCGAGGGCUCGGUCGCCAUCGGAUCAGGCCUCUCCUGGCACCGCACUCUGCCGCUGUGCGCCAUAGGCGGAGACCGCAAGCUGUCCUUGUGGGUGACCGAGGUGUGACACAGAUGGCCUGUGCACUUACAUCCCCAUCUCACAGUUUCGGUACAUAUUUUGGUGAACUCCUUAUUUUUAUAUCAAAUAUACUGUAAAUUUUAGAAAUGUUUUCAGUUGCUUUCGUUAAAUAAAAUGUUGAUGGUUUCAAAAAUUA